Messenger RNA from Carassius carassius (crucian carp), 6985 nucleotides. Its product is annotated as midasin AAA ATPase-domain containing protein. Bases 86 to 5806 code for a protein of 1906 amino acids. The transcript has a single exon. The record is from RefSeq and is a predicted model, not a curated record. Lineage: Eukaryota; Metazoa; Chordata; Actinopteri; Cypriniformes; Cyprinidae.
GCCAGUGGAAGAACCAAACAUGAGUGGAAAUGAAUAUGAAAAAACAUAUAUAACAGCAAUAACAGCAGGGACUGUGGAUGCAUGUAUGCCAGUUAUUACAACGGAGGCCAGUUUGGAAAGUCUUGAUGAAAUAGUAAACACAAAUACUGAGGAAGCCACAGUUCCAGAGAGUCCCGGACUACCUUUGGGUGUAGAAAUAGAUGAUCAGGAGAAAAUAUUUCAGAUUGUUGAUGGUCCUGAAGAAAAGGUCUCACUUGUAGAACCUGGCAAGGAGGUAGAGAAUGGUGAUGGUACUCCAGUAAUAAAAUUACAAAGAGCCACAGUAGUACUUGUGGAUUUGAGCAAACAUUCCCAAAACACAGGAGAGGUCGAGGCUUCAGAAGACCUUACACAUUUCCAAACGGAGGAAAAACUGGAACUUUAUGAACCAGAUAAAAGUGAACAAGAACUGUCUAAUCUGGCAUUAGAAGAUGAGGAACAAGAAGAAGUACAAACACAACAAGAUGCUGAAAAGACCCCUGAGGAAGAGAAAAUGGAGGAAGAAAACACAGUUGAAGAGCAGAACAAACUCGAUAAACAAGACGUGACAGUUGAAGAGCAAAAGUCAACUGAAGAUUUGGCCACAAUGCCAGCUGAUGGCAGCCUGGUGGAAAACAAUACAAUUGAAAACAAACAGAAUGAGGAUGUAGGGGUGAUCGGUCUUGCCAAGGGGAAUGCUGUUCAAGAAAACAUUGAAGAGGAGGCACCAGUCAGCACACAGCGAAGUCUUAGACGAAGAACAAAAAGAGUUCAGUCUCCACCAAGAAGCAAAUCUAGACGUAUACAAAAACAAGGGGCUGACGUUUCUGAAGAUAAAAUGGAAACAGUCCUAAUAACAGAAAAGGAAGCUGAUGAAGUGGAGCAAGGUGUAGAAAUAGUUGAUAAAGAGAAAGUGCCUCAAUCAUUAAUUGUAGAUGCUACUGAGAAGGUGAUCCCACUCGUAGAAGCAGGACCUGAAGUUAAUGUCAUAGAAAAAGGACUUGAAGAAAUCAACAAGUUGGAGAACAAGGAAGCAAAUUUAGCGGUGACAAAAGACACAGGCGAGGAGACAUCUGAGGUGGAAGAAGAAGCCUCUUUAGAGCAACAGCAAAAUAAGCCAUUGGUUAAAAAUGACAAAGAAACAGCUGAGACAGAAAUAUCUAUGGAGUUCCCCCAAGUGGUUGGCAAAGAGAAAACAUUCAUUGUAGGGGGGGCCACCAUCCAAAGAGAGAAGGAGGUCUCACAGGUCUCACUUGUAGAAGCAGAACUUGAUGAGGAGGUAGAAAAAGAUGAUGGUACUCCAGUGAUACAACUGCAGAAAGCCACAGUAGAAUUUGAUGAUUUAAACAAACUUUACCAAAAUACAGAAGGAGAGAGUGACACUCCAGAAGUCCUAGAAUAUUCCCAGACAGAGGAAAAACUGGAACAGGAUAAAUCAGAUAAUAGUGAAUAUCAACUAUGUAAUCUGACAUCAGAAGAGGAAGAACAGCUAGAACAACUACAAAAAGAGGAAGCUACUGAAAAAACUCCAGAGAAAAACAAAAUGGAGGAUGAAAACACAGUUGAAGAACAGAAUAAACCAAAUAAACAGGACAUGACAUUUGAGGAGCAAAAACCAACAGAAGAUUUGGAAGAACAAAAUGACUUAAAAGUGACAGAGAUCGUAGACGUUUAUAGGGCAAUAGACAAGGAUGUGGAAGAAGCAGUAAAUUCUGGAGAGCAUCCUGAAAAAACAACAAUAAUGGCAGACGAAACAAACACAAUUCAGGAGGCAGAAAUAGAUCACAAUAUUACUUUAAAAGAAAAGCCAAUGGACAGUGACAGAGAAAUGGGUAGUCUUGCUCAGGAGGCACCAGAAACUGACCAGGAAGUCUUAGAAGAGGAGGCAUCAAGUAGCACAGAGAUAACUCUCAGGCGUAGAACAAUAAAAAUUCAGUCUCCACCUAGAAGAAAAUCGAGACGUUUACAAAAACACGAGGCUGAAGCUUUUGAAGAUAAAACUAGAAACAUCACAAUAAGAGGAAACGUAGUUGAUGAAAUGCAGGAAACACUUAGGAAGUCAACUGUAGAUUCUACUGAGGUCAUCCCAUUCGACAAAGCAGAUAAUGUAGCAGAAAAAGGAGUUGAAGAAAUCAACAAGAUGGAGGACAAGGAAAAAAAUUUUGCUGUGACAAAAGACACAGAUGGGGAAACACCUGGGGUGGAAGAAGAAGCCAAUUUAGAGCUACAGCAAAAUGAGCCAUUGGUUAAAAAUGACAAAGAAACAACAGAGACAGAAAAAUCCAUGGAGAUUGACCCAGUGGUUGGCAAAGAGCAAACAUUCAUUGUAGGGGGUGCUACCUUCCAAAUAGAGAAGGAGGUCUCACAGGUCUCACUUGUAGAAGCAGAACCUAAUGAGGUGGUAGAAAAAGAUGUAGGUACUCCAGUGAUACAACUGCAGAUUGACCCUGUGGUUAGCAAGGAGCAAACAUACGUUGUAAGGGGGACAGCUAUUCAAAUAGAGGAUAAAUUUUCACAGGGGGAAAGCACAGAGUCCGAUCAAAGUGACAGUGAAAGGAUCACAAGGAGAAGUCUCAGGCUCGGUGCGAAAUCAGUCCCAGCUACACAGAAAACAAGAAAAUCUACACGUCUCCACAAAGUAGAGUUGGACCAAGUGAAAGAGACAAAUAUGAGUAGAUAUGAACAUGAAGAAACCUCAGCAAAAACAGAAGAGACUGUGAAUGUGUGUAUGCCAAUAAUUACAGUAGAGAGCAUCUUGGAAAGUCUUGAAAUAGCAAAUACAAAUGUUGAAGUAAAUACAGCUGGUGAACAUGAGACUUCUGAACUGCUGAUGGGUGAAGAAAUAAAUGAUAAAGAGGAGCCCACUCAGAUUGUAGAAGAGGUCCCACCUAAAGAAGCAGAACCUGACGAGGAGGUAGAGAAAGAUGAUGGUACUCCAGUAAUACUGCAAAAAGACACACUAUUACCUGUAGGUUUAAACAAACUUGCCCAAAAUACAGAAGAACAGACUGACACUCCUGAAGUCCUGACACAUUUUCACACAGAGAAACAACUGGAACUGUAUGAACCACAUAAAAGUGAAUAUCAAAUAUGUUACCUGAUAUCAGAAAAGGACAAACAAGACAUGACAGUUGAGGGGCAAAAACCAACAGACGAUUUGGUAGGACAGAAUGAUUUAAGAGAGAGAGAGAAUGAAGAGGAAAAUAAGAUGGUCCUAGAUAAGGAUGUGGAAGAGAGUGUAACAUCUGGAGAACAUCAAAAAGCAACAACAACCAAAGACAACACAAAUAUAAUUCAGGAGACAGAAAAUAAUCAAGAUAUUUCUUUAGAGAUGAUAAGUCUUGGUCAGGAGGCACCAGAAGCUGUCCAGGAAAUCUUAGAAGAGGAGGCAUCAGUCAGCACAGAGAGAAGUCUCAGGCGUAGAACAAUAAAAAUUCAGUCUCCACCAAUGAAGAAAUCUAGACGAGCACAAAGACAAGAGGCUGAAGUUUUUGAAGAUAAAACUGUAACAGUUCAACUAACAGUAAAAGGAGACGAAGAAGUGCAUAAAGAAGGAGCAGAAAUAGAUCAAGAAGGAACACUUAAAAAAACAACUGUAGAAGCUACUGAGAACAUUAUCUCACUUAUAGAGGGGGAACCUGAUGAGAAUGUAAUAGAAAAAGGAUUUGAAGUAAUUAACAACAUGGAGAACAAGGAAACAAAUUUAGGGAAUGAGGCAAUCCGUGAGAUGGAAAGAGAUGAAGUCAUUUUAGAGCAACAGGAAUAUGAGCUAUCUGUUGAGAAUGAGAAAGAAACAGUUGAAACAGAAAAACCCAUGGGGAUGGAUGAAGUUUCGGUGCUUAACAAGGAGCAAACAUUUGUUUUAGAGGAGACACCCAUUCAAGCAGAGGAAGAGGUCUUGCAGGUGGAAAGUUCUGAAACCAAUGAAAAUAAAAGUGAAAGGACAACACGAAGAAGUCUAAGGAUCAGUUCCCAAUCAGUCACAUCAACACAGAAAAUGAGAAAAUCUGCACGUCUCAGCAAAGCAGACUUGGAACCAGCAAAAGAAGCAAAGAUGAGUAGAAAAGAAGAAACUUCUUUAAUGACAGCAAAGACCAAUGCGGAAAAUCUUGAUGAAGAUAGAGAUGUAAGUAAAAGGGUGAAAACUACUUUAGAUGAGCAAGACAUAGACAUAUCAAAUGAUAAGAGAAGGGUGGAUGAAGCUUUGCUUGAAAUAUCUACAGAUGUUGAAGAAGAUGAGACUAUGAGCUUAAUUAAAAUAACUGAAAAUGAAAUUCGGCAGGAAAUGGAUAAAUCGCAAAAAGAUGUAGAGGGGGGAGUUCAGGAAGAAGAAAAAGCAGAGCCUUCACAGGAAAACAUAGAGCAGGAACAAGAAGAAUCAGUGUCACUGGGUGAAAAUGUGGGGGACAUGGAUCUGACAAAUGAAUUUAAGACAACAGCUGUGGAGGAGAUGGUUUCUUUAGAAAACUCAGAGCAAGAAGCAGCUUUCAUUACAAGAAGUCUCAGAUACCGAACAGUAACAGUCCAAUCUACACCAAGAAGUAAAUCAAAACGCCUCCACAGACAAGAGCUGGAGUCAGACAGAGAAACUGAUCAUUUAAAUGCCCCUGUAGGGAAGGAGAAUGAGGCAUUAGUUGCUGAGAACAGCAGUGCUGAAUUUGAAAAUUUGGAGACAAAAGAGGGAGAGGGUGUAAUUCAGACAAAUACAGAUGGAAAGUCAGAAAACUCAAAGGCAAAAGAUGAUACCUUUGAAAUCAUGGAAAGUAACAGUGGCAGCCAGGUAAACACUGAACAGAACAAAACUCAAGAAGAAAAUCUUGAGAGAGAAGAUAUGCCAAUGCUUAAUGAACAAGAAGAGGUUUCCAGUGUACAGAAAGAAGCAAAACCACUCCAAGCAAGAGAAAACGAGGGAGCCGCAGAAGGUGUGCAAGGAAGUUCUGCUGAUUUGGAGGAAUCAGCAGUGGAAAGGAGAUCCCUGAGAAAAAGAACGACUGUUGAAACAUUUGCUGCAAGGAAAUCCAAACGUCUUCGUAAACAAGAGCAUGAUGACGAUAGUGAGCAAGUCAAGGAGGCAGUUAUGGGACAAACUGACUCAGUAGAAGUGACAUUUACAGAAGACAGUGUAGAGCUGAGGUUAGAUGCAACUGCAGCAGUUUUUGAGGGGAGUAAUUUGGGUGAAGAAAUACUAGAAAAAAUACAGAAAAAUGGGACUAAAUCAGACGGAGAAUGUAAUGUGCAAAAAGACACUGAGCCAGGUGCAGGUAAAUCUCAAGAGGAGCAAAAACAGAGCACAUUAAAUAAAACCCAGACAGACAAGGAUAAAGAAGAGAUUAUGACGGAUGAAAUAAUAGAGGAGGUGAUAGAGCAACAUGUAGAUCUUGAGCCCAGUACAAAUGAGGGGUUCACUUUAGCGCUGGAGGUAGAGGAAACUUCUGUUCAAGUAGAAAACAAAGCAGAUGAGCAGAACAGAGUGGUGAUGGAGGCUCCAAAAGAGAUAUUCCCAUCUGCAGAAAAGUAUGAGAAAGGUGAAGAAAAUAUCUCUGAUGAUGAUGAGAAAGGUCUUGCCAUUGGAAAGCAUGUUCUUCAGAGUAGCUCAGCUACUGCUUCAACCAAACGAAAAUCAUUGAGGCUACAAGUGCAUGAAUCCAAAACUAAGGAAGAUGAAUCAGAUUCUGAAUCAGAAGUACAACAAACAGCGAAACAGAGACAUGAGAGGAAAAGAAAAGCCAUUACUGACUCAGCAUCAGCACGCAGAUCCAAACGCCAUGUUAGGGCAAGAAUUGUUUAGCAGAUUAGUGAUUUGUGGCUCUUGUUUUAGUACAAGCCUCGUAUGCAUUGGGACCAACCAAUUAUAUACAUAAUGUGAAAUUUUUCUAUUACAUUUUCAUACUCAAAAUAAUACAAACUAUUUUCAACUACUAUAUAUUUUCUUCUGAAAUAUCUGGGAUUUUAUAAAACAGUUGUUUCUUUAAAUUAGGAUUUACUAAAAUAAGCAUGUUCAGGAUAACAUUUAGUUGAUAAAUGUCUAACUAUAAUAUCUUUAGUCACUUCUUUCAUUUUUUUUCUGUAUUAUGCAUUGGCAAAUACAUUUUAAAGGUAGUUUUUAAUGUAUAGCACUAUUUUUAAAUCCAAUUAAAUGAAACAUACAAUAAUCCACUGCAUUAUGUUGGAUUGAAUCCUAAAUUUAACAAAUUUGUUCCUUAUUUUCAGAGUACACAGGUGCUCACAAAGCAUAGGUGCUUGUAUGAAACAUUUUUACAAUGUACUUUGUGCUUCUGUUACAUACCAUGUACCUUUCAAAUGUGAUUUUCAAAUUUGUGACAUGUUUUGUGAUUGCAUUUUUUUCUAAUUAUAGAUUAUCUGCCACAACUGCCCUUGUUUUUAUUGCCAAUAACAUUCUUUCUUUGAAUUGUAUUAAGUCUUCUUUAAAUCUCACAGCAAUUUAUUUUGUAAAUGCAACCUUUUUAGCAUUAUUGCAAUAUCUUUUAAGUAUCAAAUGUUUGUGAAUGUGUAAUGCUAUGGGUUUGUUGUUUAUUUUACUCUUCAUUCUGUUAGCAGAGCAGUUCAGGUAGCUUCAUGUUUCAUCAAUGUUGAAAUGCAAAAAUAAUUACUUUCUUUCUUUGACCUCUGUGCUUGUCCUGUGAAAAUAUUUUCGUGAACUCUGCUUUGUCAGUUGUUUUUUUCUUAAAUGUUUAAAUAAAGUCAUGAAUUUUCAAGGUUAUUAGAACUUAUUUGUGUCAGUUGUAUAUUGGGAUAGGCUUCAGCAUCCCUGUGACACCUACAGCACAUAAAACACGUGAUUUGGGAAAAGGAUGGCUCAAUGGAUGUGUCAGUUGUUUCACACAUUACAGUAUUUGUUUGAUUUAUUUUUAUGUUUUCUCUCACAACCGACACUCAUAGCAAAGUAGCUCUCAUAACUGUAUAACUUUAAAAUGCAUAAAUAACAAUAAAAGUUACAUCAAACAAA